This is a messenger RNA of Nymphaea colorata (pocket water lily), 745 nucleotides long. Its product is annotated as 60S ribosomal protein L23A. Bases 120 to 587 code for a protein of 155 amino acids. Gene Ontology annotation, molecular function: structural constituent of ribosome; rRNA binding. The record is from RefSeq and is a predicted model, not a curated record. Gene Ontology annotation, biological process: ribosomal large subunit assembly; translation. NCBI's taxonomy places the organism in Eukaryota, Viridiplantae, Streptophyta, Magnoliopsida, Nymphaeales, Nymphaeaceae. Gene Ontology annotation, cellular component: cytosolic large ribosomal subunit; ribosome. The transcript has 4 exons.
GUUAGAUGCAUAUAAAUGGGUACAAACCCUCGUCCUUAACCUAUCGCCUCAAGGGUUUUUGGUGGAGCCGGCGACGGGAAUUCACGGUAGCAUUUUUGACGUAGCUAAUUUGCAAUAGAAUGGCUCCUCCUGCAAAACCUCCUGCUAAGAAACCUGAUGCCAAGGGUCAGGCCUUGAAGGCAGCCAAAGCAGUGAAGUCCGGGUCCUUCACACUGAAGAAAAAGACAAAGAAAAUCCGAACAUCUGUUACUUUCCAUCGACCGAAGACACUGAAGAAAGAACGUAAUCCAAAGUAUCCUCGCAUCAGUGCAGCACCAAGGAACAAGUUGGAUCAGUAUGAGAUCCUCAAGUAUCCGCUGACCACUGAAUCAGCUAUGAAGAAGAUUGAGGACAACAACACCCUCGUCUUCAUAGUGGACAUCAGGGCGGAUAAGAAGAAAAUCAGGGCAGCCGUAAAGAAAAUGUAUGACAUUCAAGCCAAGAAGGUUAACACGUUGGUCAGGCCUGACGGAACAAAGAAAGCAUAUGUGAGGCUUACGCCAGAUUAUGAUGCAUUGGAUGUUGCAAACAAGAUCGGCAUCAUAUAAAUUGGCUCGAUCAGUGGCCUGCUUCUGUUUUCUUGCUUCCUUUCCAGGAAUGUUUUGCGAUUAUGGAGUUUUAGAUGGAUGGGAAAAUUUAUGCAUCUUGUAUUCAUUCUACCCGUUAGGAUUUGUUAUCCUUUUUAUCAGUAUUUUGAAGUUCGUAA